AUGUUCCUCCUCUCGCCCACGCUCCUUUUCCUCUUCUCCCUGCUCUCCCUCGCGCACGGCCAAGACACCGACACCUGCGACCCCGCGCACAACGGGCUGCGCACGGGCACCCUCCAGUACUCCUCGGACUGCAAUGCGACGACGUGGUGCAACAACGGCAAGUGCGACCCCAAGGGCUGCAGGAAGGAUGAGUUCCCGCUCGGAUGGCCCGACAGCAUCGAUCUGCCGACCCGCUGCAACUCGAGCUCGUUCUGCCCCGACGAGGGCUCCGAGUGUCUCCUCAAGAUGCCCGUCGGGAGUGCGUGCCAGUUUGAUCGCGACGACGAGUGUCUCGCCCCGGACAACUUCAAGGAGCUCAGAGACCAGUCUGCGCGCGGCUUGAACGUGAACGGCUCCAUAUGUCUUAACUUUGUGUGCACAUUCGCCAACGUGACCGUGGGACAGGCCUGCGAGGUGGAAAACACCGGGUUCACAGCCUACGGCACGGACGGCACAGAAUUCAUCGACAUCGUGUCCAGAGAUAAUUGUCGGAUCGGGCUGUACUGUGACUCGCAACAGAAGGUCUGCAUCCAGCAGAAAGCACUCGCCGUCAGCUGCUCUGCCGACAAAGAGUGUCUGUCCUACAACUGCCUCGCCUCCGGCGUAUGCGGCAAAGACCCACGCGAGCCACAUCACGUCGGCGUGUGGGUGUACGUCGUGAUCGCCAUCGGCAUAUUUGGAGGUAUGUUUGGGACGCUGUUUGCGCUGUUCUUCUUCCACGGCCGCCAGCGCGACACGGAGCGUGAGAAGCGUCUUCAAUACUGGCGCGAGCAGAACGCCUUCCGCCAAAAUAUCCUCCAGAUGCGCGACACCGCACGCGCGUCGAUCUUCUCCUCGGGCGCGGCCGGGAGCCCGCGGAGCACGAUGUACAGCCGCGACGGGGGCGAUGACUUGCAGGCGCCGCUCGUGCAGCACGGCGCGCCGACCAAGAGCAGCGGGCUGCGGAACUACGUGUCGGACGACGGCUCGUACGAGCAGGGGAACGAGAACGAGGAGCUCGUGAUGAGCACGCCGUAUACCCACGAUCGCAAGUUCUGA
Messenger RNA from Heterobasidion irregulare TC 32-1, 1077 nucleotides. RefSeq lists its product as uncharacterized. The transcript has 7 exons. The coding region runs from base 1 to 1077 and encodes 358 amino acids. Lineage: Eukaryota; Fungi; Basidiomycota; Agaricomycetes; Russulales; Bondarzewiaceae. The record is from RefSeq and is a predicted model, not a curated record.